AGUGAUCGCAAGAACACGUUGUGAAAGGCCAUUUUACUGUUGAUAAUGGCCCGUAACAAAAGGCAGUGGAAGUUCGUUAUUUUCGUGACCACAGUUCUUUUGAAAGUGUGUGUGAUAUCUCUUCCUGUACAGCAAAAUUUAAAUUAUAACACAAAUACAGAUGAAAUAGAUGCUACUUUUGAAAUAACACUAAAACCGAAAGUGCAUUUUGAAAAUCUAAUUGAUGUAAACGAUAGUAUUAUAAAUGAAGAUAAUGAAAAGAAAUUAAAUGCUACAAACUCGCGUAAUGAUACUACUAGAAAUGUUGCUCCGUCUCCAUUACGAAAUAAUGUUAGACCAGGUCAAGAAGUCAGACGGCAUACCAUACAGAUAACAGUAGACGGUGAAACUUUUACUGGCAGAAGUCUAAUGGAAAUUCAACUCGAGCAUAAUUCAAGGGAAGAUGCAAUUAUUUUCCAUUUCCAAGAUUUGGUGAUAACACGAGUUAUGACCGCGAUUUUGACUGAAUCAAAUCUUGCGCAGACUCCAUUUAGGGUCAGGAAUAAUAGACUGGAAAUUAAUCCUAGACUAAGUGCUUCAUCUUUUAUAGUAGUAAUAGAAUAUACUGGCCGAUUAAAUAGAAAUGGAUUGGGAUUGUAUGCAGGAUCAUACGAUGACAAGACUUAUCUUGCGAUGAACCUACAUCCUACGUACGCAAGACGGGUUUUCCCUUGUAUCGAUGAACCGAACCAAUCAUCCACAAUUAGGUUCACGUUUAAUAACAUUGAGUAUGACAACUUGGUGGUGAAUUCAAUGCUAGAAGACAACAGUCAAACGCAGUUCAGACCAUUACAAGGUCCUCCACAUUUAUGGGGUAUGGUAGCUCACAAUCUCAACAAUGCUUAUUUCCCAACACCGAACGUCGUGUUGAACGGACGUCCACAGGUCAUAAACCAAGAGGCUCAAGCGUCUAUCGCCAUCAACCAUUAUUACCAUGCACUCAACGAAUGGACAAACAAACCUUAUCUUGAAAUUAUUCUAAAUCAAAAUGAAAGGAUGCACAUCAUAGCAUUACCUGAUACUGACAGAGAUUGGUACGCGCUGUCAACUGUGUGCAUUUGGGAACCAUAUGUUUUCAUGGAAAUUAACCAUUCAGUAAAGCAAAGACAACUCGCACUUACUAGAAUAGCAGAGAUGAUGUCGAAGCAAUGGUUCGGUUACGUCAUACACCCUGAAAACUGGCGCUUCCAAUGGGUUACCAGUGGCCUGUCUACAUAUGCUGGAUACGAAGUACUUAAGGAUUUCCAAGAGGGUCCCCUUGACACAGAUAAUGCUUUACUAGACGUAAACACAUUAUUUGUAACAGAAGUAAUCCAAGAAAGUCUUCUUCGAGAUGCAUACAUCAAUACUCAAGCUCUGGAACCGAAUGAAGAUAUUUUUGAUGAACAAGAUAUAAGGCACAAUGUUAAUGGAUUGUUGAAAUACAAAGCUCCCGCUAUAAUGAGAAUGCUAAGACUGGUACUGGGCGGGGCUAAUGAUGAUUUUAUACAAUUAGCUGCUAGAGCACUCCUCAAUAGCAGAUCUUUACAAACAGUUAAUUCAUUGAACUUCUACGACGCAAUUAACAGUGAAUGGUUAUUUGGCGGUAGUGAUAUAAUAGACAAUAUACAAGACUUCUUAGAAGCAUGGGUUGAGACCACAGGCUAUCCUACAAUUCAUGUUGGUUUGAGACAAGGCGGUGUCCUUAUUACGCAGGAGCGUUUUGCGUUCUCCCCUGUUGCACAAAGGAACUAUGAAAUACCCAUAACAUACACGACCAGUGAGAAUCCAAACUUUGGUGAUAAUAAUAUCCAUCCAAUAAGUGUUAUUGAUGGAACAACAACCUUGGAUUUGGAUAUCGAUGAAGAGGAAGGCUGGAUCAUAUUUAACAUUCAAGCUCAAGGUUAUUAUCGAGUGAACUACGAUCCAGAUUUAUGGGAUAACUUGAUAGAAGCUCUCGAAGACCCGGAGCGCAGGAAACAGAUACACCCACUGAACCGCGCUGCAUUACUGGACGACGCAUUAAACUUAGCAAGGGCUAGUAAAAUCGAUUAUGAAAUUGCAUUGAGAAUAGCUCUCACUAUGGAACAUGAAACAGAGUAUGCAGUUUGGAAGGCGUUCGUUAGAAAUAUGAACUUUUUGAGGAAACGACUUACAGCAAUGGUUGAAGAAGAUGAGGACUUAGAUCAGGAUAUUUAUUUAAGAAUGGUGAGAAGAGCAAUUGUUGCAUUUGAAAAUGAAAUUGGCUUCGAACCGGAUCGUGUGACAGAACCCGCCAUGGUGUCCCUUACAAGAGGCUUAGUAAUGGACCACGCCUGCAGAUCUAACUAUGAUCCCUGUAUUGCUGUUGCCGUUGACCUGUUUUAUGAUCCUAAUAAUAAUGAAGUUGUAAAUCCUGACAUUCCUCGGGAUUUGAGACCGGCGGUUUAUUGCACGAUGGUGAGAGAGGGUGACGAAGAUGUCAGAACAGCAUUAUAUGAACGGUUGGAAAUUGAACCAUCGUAUUAUGAGCGUAUAGUAAUUUUGGAGUCACUGGCUUGUUCUCAAGAUGCCGGUUUUAUAAGAACGUUUUUAGAAGAAACAGUAGCAAAUAAUAGCCCGUACAGCGCUGAGGAAAGUGUAAGGAUCUUUAAAGCAGUCGCAGAGAGCAGUUAUCAGAACGCAAGGCUCGCUCUCAGCUUUAUAUCGUUAAGAACAAAUGAAAUUAGAUCUAGGUACGGUGGUGCAGACAAACUGGAAGAUAUCAUAUUGACACUAGCAGACAACAUGGCGAAUGCAGAUUUGUCUACUGAUUUUAUUAACUGGACUGGUUCAAGGAACAAUAAUUUAGAUGAUUCUGAAGACUUUGCAGAAAGAGUAGCCACACAUGUUGAUGAGAAUGUAGAUUGGGAUAAUGCACAACUCGAAUAUGUCUACGAAUGGAUUGACGAAAAUGAUGCGACAACUAUAUUUGUUUCGGCAAUUUUAAUAACUCUAUCUCUAGUUAUUACUAUUUUCAAUAAUUAA
Molecule: messenger RNA, 3024 nt
Organism: Papilio machaon (common yellow swallowtail)
Lineage: Eukaryota; Metazoa; Arthropoda; Insecta; Lepidoptera; Papilionidae
Product: membrane alanyl aminopeptidase
Exons: 14
Coding region: 46-3024 (992 amino acids)
Biological process (GO): proteolysis; peptide catabolic process
Cellular component (GO): cytoplasm
Molecular function (GO): peptide binding; metalloaminopeptidase activity; zinc ion binding
Source: RefSeq, a predicted model, not a curated record